This is a messenger RNA of Symbiodinium pilosum, 3531 nucleotides long. NCBI's taxonomy places the organism in Eukaryota, Dinophyceae, Suessiales, Symbiodiniaceae. The record is from the annotation of a GenBank genome assembly.
AUGUCUUUUACACCCAUUUCCGGCCGCCUGGAGAGCCUGCAGGCAGAUACCUCUGAUGUGGUCAGAACCACAGAGACAGUGACACCAGAGUAUCACCUGAACCUCGAGGGGCAGCGCCUGGCACUGCGGGCGUUUCUGGGUUGUGGCAUCCGCUUCACCUACCGGGGGCAGCCCACCUGUCUGAACUGUCAGAGCGCCAGCGCAAAACUUUACGGCGGCGGUUACUGUUAUCCCUGUUUCAGUACGCUGGCUCGAUGCGAUUUAUGUAUCGUCAGUCCCGAACGUUGUCAUUUUCAUCUGCAUAGCUGCAGGGAGCCACAGUGGGGUGAAACCUUCUGCAUGCAGCCUCAUACGGUUUAUCUGGCGAAUACCAGCGGCACCAAGGUAGGCAUUACCCGCGGUGGCCGGGAACUUAACCGCUGGUUGGAUCAGGGCGCCGAGCAGGCAUUAGCGAUAGUAGAAACGCCAUCCCGCCGUUGUGCAGGUUAUGUAGAGCGCCUGUUAAAGCAGCAGCUGAGUGACAAGACCAACUGGCGCCAGCUGGUAACCGGUGUCCGCGGCGGUCAGGACCUGAACGCGCUUGCGGCUUCUCUGCGUCAGUCUGUGAAUCUGCAGGAUGCGUUUCGCAAUACACCAGCAGAUGCGUUGGAACAGGCACGGGUGCGUUGGCUCGAAGAUUCGGUGCAGCUGACCAUUAAAUACCCGGUGCUGCGAUACAGCCCGGCACAGCGCUUAAAAGUUACCCCGGAAGCGCCGGAGAUUUGCGAUAAUCUGCAAGGCGUGAUUGGCCAGUAUCUGCUGCUGACUCGUGGUGUUGUAUUUUUGCCUGACUAUCGUGGACUGGCAAUGGAUAUCACAAUCAGCGACAUAAUGAUGAAAGACGGGCAGCCGCAAGAAAUUAAACUGGCGGAUUACCAGGCGCCUGAUUACUACACGCAGGCUACGCACCUGACAUUUGACAUCAAUGAUGGGGCAACGCUUGUUACCAACUUGAUGUCGGUUGAGCGUCGUAACGAUGCCGCGAAUUCUCUGCAGCUGGACGGAGAACACCUCGAACUCGUUGCCGUGAGCAUUGAUGGCCGUGAGCUUGCUGGCAACGAAUACCAGAUUGAUGAGGAAUCUCUGACCCUGCACAAUCUUGAUGCCAGUCAUGAGAUCAAAAUUGUUACCCGUAUCAAACCCGAGGAGAACACCGCGCUGGAAGGUUUGUAUCGAUCCAGCAGCAUGUACUGCACACAGUGUGAGGCCCAGGGUUUCAGGCGCAUCACCUACUACCAGGAUCGACCGGAUGUGCUGGCAAAAUUCACCACAACAAUUGUGGCGGACGCCGCUGCUUAUCCCACAUUGUUGUCCAACGGCAACCUUAUUGAGGGCCCAAGCAUUGUCGAUGGGCGCCGCAGUGUCACCUGGGAAGAUCCAUUUCCUAAGCCAGCUUAUCUGUUUGCCCUGGUGGCUGGCGACCUGGAGAUGAUCGAAGAUACGUUUACCACCAUGAACGACCGUGUUGUUACUCUGCGGAUCUAUUCUGAGCCACACAAUAUUGCUCAGUGCGACUAUGCGAUGGGUGCGCUGAAGCGCUCCAUGAAGUGGGACGAAGAGCAAUUCGGACGGGAAUACGAUCUCGAUAUUUUCAUGAUCGUUGCUGUUGAAGAUUUCAACAUGGGUGCCAUGGAAAACAAGGGGCUCAACAUUUUCAAUACAUCCUGUGUUUUAGCCAGCAAAGAUACCGCCACAGAUGCUGCUUACGAGCGUGUUGAAGCGGUUGUCGCUCACGAGUAUUUCCACAACUGGUCAGGCAAUCGGGUGACCUGCAGAGAUUGGUUUCAACUCAGUCUUAAAGAAGGCUUUACGGUGUUUCGUGACGCUGAAUUUUCAUCUGAUAUGAAUUCGCGUGCGGUAAAACGUAUCGACGACGUUACUUUUCUGCGCGCGGUGCAGUUCGCCGAAGAUGCUGGCCCGCUGGCCCACCCUGUUCGACCAGCGUCUUAUAUCGAGAUAUCGAAUUUCUAUACCACCACAAUUUACGAAAAAGGUGCCGAAGUUGUACGUAUGUACAAAACGCUGUUGGGCGACGAAAAGUUUCGUGCAGGCAGUGACCUCUAUUUCGAGCGCUUUGAUGGCAGCGCCGCAACCACAGAUGAUUUUGCGGGUGUGAUGGCGGAAGUUUCCGGGCGGGAUCUGACUCAAUUCAAACGCUGGUACGAACAAGCGGGUACGCCAGUUCUCACCGUGCACGAGUCAUUCAGCGCAGGUGAAUUCAAACUGACCAUUACUCAAAGUUGUCCAGCCACCCCUGGACAGAAGGAGAAACUGCCUUUUCAGAUACCGAUAGAGCUGGGAUUACUCAAUGAAGAGGGCACCCCCCUUUCAUUUUUUGACCUGGUGAUAGAUUGUGAAGAACAGUUUGAAAGUCGAGACGGUGGGUUUUCGCUGCUGUUGUCGAUGACACAGCCCACUUCGACGGUGUCUUUCAGUUUUCUCGAUGACAAACCGGUUGUAAGCUUUCUGCGAGGCUUUUCUGCUCCUGUCCGCGUUCACUAUGAGCGACCUGCGGAAGACCUGAAACUUCUGGCUAACCAUGAUACGGAUGGGUUUGUUAAAUGGGAUUCAAUGACUUCUCUCUGGCUGCAGUCUUUUGAAGGUAAAGAGGUUGACCAUGGCAGCCUGAUAGAUAUCGUUGGAGGCAUUGCUGAACAGGCUCUGCAUGCGCCUGAGGAUGCAGAGCAGAAAAUGUUGGCGGCGACAUUGCUGACUAUGCCUGAAGCAAAUUAUCUGUUCGAACAGCUGAGCACACUUGACGUCGAUCACGUUCUAAGUACGUCCGAUCAAUUGUAUGCAUCCAUCGGCACGCAGCACAAAGCAACCUGGCUGGAACUGUUUGAGAAAAAUACUGCAUCUGGGCCUUAUCAGCCAGACGGAUUGGGUAUGGCGCGGCGGGCAUUAGCCAAUCGGGCUUUCAGUUACUAUGCACAAAGCCUUGAAGGUGAUGAGCUUGCAGAGUUUGUGACCGGAUAUUUUUCCCAGGUGGAUAACCUCACUGACCGCAGAGCUGCGUUAAGUGUGGCGGUACGUCAUGAAAAACUCGCCGCCUCUGUGCGCAGCAAAAUGCUGGAAGAUUUUUAUACCGCGUGGCAGGCUGAAGCCCUGGUUAUUGAUAUGUGGUUCAGCCUGCAGGCGCAAAGCCCAUUAUCAACCAUCAACGAUCUGCAGGCCUUAACCCGGCAUCCCGCUUUCGAUGUAAAAAAUCCGAAUCGCGCCCGCUCGAUAUAUAGUGCUUUUGGUAUGUACAACCAUCAUCGCCUGCAUGCUCUGGACGGUAGUGGCUAUCAAUUCAUAGCCGAUGCAAUUGGUGAGAUCGACCAGUUAAACCCACAACUCGCGUCUCGUAUGGCAACGCCGCUGACCCGAUGGCAUCGUUAUGAUCAUGAAAGGCAGGGCCUGAUGAAGGCGCGGUUGGAGCAGCUGUCUCAUUCACCUGACAUUUCUAAAGACCUGUUCGAAAUCGUCAGUAAAAGUCUACAAGCUGGAUAG